AUGGCCACAGAAAGCAUGAAGAACAGUGACAGCCUCAGGUAAAUAACUAAUGUAAAACUUCCCGAUAAAAGUAGACUUGUGAGCAUUAUCGGAUCUUCCUCCUUGUUUUCCAUAGGAAGAAAAUGGGGCAGAUGUGAACACACACACACACACACAGGAUUGGUUUGCAUGUAACGUCAAACUAUGGUUUGGUACCAUGGAGACAAACCCUGGGCCUAUGCUUCUGCACUGGCACUUUCCCCUUUUAUCCCUCUUCCCAACCUUUUGCACUUUGCAUAGUUAGUUACUUCCUUGUUUGUGAGAAAUUACAAUUUCCCAUUAACUCAAAACACCAAACUAUGGUUUUGCACUUGCCCUGCAACCCAGGACUGUAAACCAGGGCAAAUCCGUGGUUUGGGAGUAUAUGUGAGUGAGUAAAUGUAUGCACCCUCUGCUCUCAAGGUACAGCUGCAAUAUGAGUAGGGCUGGGCAAUAUCUGAUUUUCAACAUUGUGAUAUAUCAUCACCUAAACAUUGCAAUAUACUGAUAUAUCACGAUGUCUGAAAUAAGGAAUUGAGCUAUGUAGAGGCAUUGGCUGGUAUCACGGCUUUUCCUGCUCCGUGAUUUCUGCUGGUGCCUGCUCUUGUGAUUCGCUGCCCGCUGCAUGAGGCAGGGAAGAGAUGAGCCAGCAGAGAUAACAGGGGCUGCAGGAAUCGAGAGAAGCAUUGGCUGGCUUCACGGUUUUUCGCACGUUGUGAUUUUUGCAUAGCACACGCACACACAUCAUGGUUCACGGUAUAUUGCCAGGUCAAAAAUUAUGAACCAAGAUCAUGAUAUGGACUUCAAACUGGUUUCAGACAAUAUAUUGAUAUAUUGUGGAGCCCUAAAUAAGUGCUUCCAAACAGGCUGCUUCUUGGCUAUUUGAUUGCUAUCCCACACUUUCCAGUGUGAUUAUACUAUCACUUUUCUAGCUGCAAAAAUUGCAAUAAGAAAAGUGACAAAAAUGGCAAUGGAAAGUGUACCAUUAGCUGUCAAUUUCAUCCAACCUCUGUGUUGACAUAUCAGGAUGAAUGCUCAGUAAACAACAGGUCUGGAAGCUCCCCUAGAUUGGGUUAAGAGAAAAAGGAACAUAGGAAGCUACCUGAGUCAGGUUUUAGUGGCUCCUCUGGGUUUUAGACAGGAGAUACUUCAAGCCCUACUUGGAGACACCUGGGACAGAAUCUGGGCCUUCUGUAUGCAAAGCAGAUGCUCUACCACUGGGCUAUGGCCCUUCCUGGUCAUCUCCCUGCCCCCCUCCCCAAAUCCUAGGAACUGUAGUUUUUUGAGAACUUAUAAGCUUCAACAGCACCUUCUCCAGACGACAUUUCCCACAAUUCUUUAAGGUUCUUGUGUAGCUUGCAAGUAAUAAAUCCUCAGUGAAAUCAUAGAAUCAUAGAACUGUAGUGUUGGAAGGGACACUGAGGAUCAUCUAGUCCAACCCCCUGCAAUGCAGGAAUAUGCAGCUGUCCCAUACGGGGAUUGAACCUGCAACCUUGGUGUUAUCAGCACCAUGCUCAAGCCAACUGAGCUAUCCAGUGGGUUUUAGCUUCCAUAUCUUGCUUGAGUAUUGAUCAGAAUGUAUGCCUCCCUAAAAAGACAAUGAAUCUACAUCACGAUCCUAAACAUUGCACGUUAGCCUAAAAAACUAGGGUAAAUGUCGCAUUUUUGACAUAUUGAUGCAUAGUUGGUAUAACUGUUCUAAGCACUCACAGCUGGGCUAUUAGUUCUAAGCAUGCAGGGUUGAAUCCAUUAAUAAUUUCUCAUUGGUUUCAACAGGUCUAAUAAUGAGUCAGUUCUAAUCUUACUCUCUUGACAGUAAAUUGUUUAAACAGGUUUUAAUAUGGUAUUUUUAUAUUUAUAUAACCUGCUCUGGGACUAUUAUUAUUAUUAUUAUUAUUAUUAUUAUAUCCUGCCCAAAGGAUAUGCCAAAGAAGCCCAAGGUGACAAACACACAAGUGAUAAAGCAAUUAAAGCAUCUAAAAACUGUUGCAAUACAGAUGCAGGCUGGGAUAGAUCUCAGUGAUGAAGGGCAGGUAAGAAAUCAAGUGAUUGUUGGUAUGGAGUCUGCAGAACUACAGGCAACUCAGCCUCCCAGGGUUUCCUAGUUGGCCCCCACAGGGUUGUUUCGAAAGUUUGUGUAAUCUGGGAUACCAACUCUUCACAAAAGGGGUGCUUCCUUGUCAAAUGUUUUCAAGUCAAAUGGCCAUUUUGGAAGAACUGCUUCGAUUUCUACAAGAUUCAUUUCAGUCCCAAUUGUGGUGCUCAAAUUAGGCCCUGCCUACUUGUUGCAGCAAAAAGGGACGCGGGUGGCACUGUGGGUUAAACCACAGAGCCUAGGACUUGCCGAUCAGAAGGUUGGUGGUUCGAAUCCCCACGACGGGGUGAGCUCCCGUUGCUCGGUCCCUGCUCCUGCCAACCUAGCAGUUCGAAAGCACCUCAAAGUGCAAGUAGAUAAAUAGGUACUGCUCCGGCGGGAAGGUAAACGGCAUUUCUGUGUGCUGCUCUGGUUCGCCAGAAGCGGCUUAGUCAUGCUGGCCACAUGACCCGGAAGCUGUACGCCGGCUCCCUCGGCCAGUAAAGCGAGAUGAGCGCCGCAACCCCAGAGUUGGUCACGACUGGACCUAAUGGUCAGGGGUCCCUUUACCUUUUUACUUGUUGCAGCCUGACAAACAGAGAUGGCCUUCCUUGACUUCACUCUAGGGUUGUGCUAUUAUUUCUCCCAAUGCUUAUUACGUUUACACCAGCAUUGCUGGCGUAGUGUGCGCACUGCUCCUUGACCAGUGUUGCUGCACAGCAUUUUUUUUAACUUAAUCAAAAAGGCCCGUGUGCUGCCUGUGCAAAUAUUUCAACUUGAGGUUGGCUAUCAGAAAGAGGGCAGUAAAAGAACCUGCAAACAUUUCCAGGCAACCACUUCUGUGAUGACAUUAAUCCAAUUUAAAACACCAUUGAUUUCAAGCCCCUAUCUCUAGUCUGUUUUGCUGUGAUUGGCCCAAUUCUACUGCACAACCCACCCACCCCCGCCACUGCCAGCAAGGAUUUAAUUGCCUUCCCCAAGAGCUUAAUACAUUAUAAAUAUCCCCCCCGAUUCAGGGUCUUUAAGGAUUCUCAAAUUUGAGGGGACAGCUGAAUGUUAAUCCAUGGUUUCUGUUUCACUCCAAAUAUUCAAUUGUUUUCAUACCACUGAUGGGAUGACACAUUUCGUUUUCACAUAACGUGCAUCAGAAAUGACAUCAUUCCUGCUGCUGUUAUUUUUGCAUCAUAAAUAGCUCCAUCCCUUUCACAUUGCUGAUCGCAGUAAACUCCCCCCCUGAAUUUAAUGCAUGUAACGAAAAUGGAUAAAUCAAUAUGUGGGUGGGGGGCAGUGGGGGGAAAUAGCUGACCUUGGGUGAGCACAACCUUUGGAAAGCAUUAGCUAGCUCCUUAGUUUUAUAAAAGAUUGAUAUAACAUUAAAGUGCUUGUUUUAUCUUAUUUAAAUAUUUAGUGGGGGACUACUUAACUAGUUUUAUGGUUUUAUUUGGAAGGCUUUCAAUGAUAAAAGCUUUAGAUCCAUGUGCUGCUCACCCACCUUCUAAACUGACAACCAGAAAACAGGGUAUACAGUGGUACCUUGUGUUAAGUACUUAAUUUGUUCCAGAGGUCCCUUCUUAACCUCAAACUGUUCUUAACCUGAAGCACCACUUUAGCUAAUGGGGCCCCCUGCUGUCACCGCGCAGCCGGAGCAUGAUUUCUGUUCUCAUCCUGAAGCAAAGUUCUUAACCCAAGGUAAUAUUUCUGGGUUAGCGGAGUCUGUAACCUGAAGCGUAUGUAACCUGAAGUGUAUGUAACCCGAGGUACCACUGUAUCUGGAAUUCAGAAUGAAUAGUAGAAAUUGCAAUACAUAAAACAAUGUGAAUGUUUUGUUACUGUCACAAGGUCAGAGAAAGGAUAUGUUUACCUUGGAUGUUUUGUUCUUCUUGGGACCAAACUGCAUAUUGCACCGGACUUCUGUGGGCAUAUCUCCCAGCAUUUUCUUUGUUACUAAAACAGAGGUGUAGUAGUCUGCCACUUUGAAAAGAAUUGUUGUGCUUAACCUACUUGUCUCCUCCUGGAGCAAAGAGUAGCAGGCACGAGGGGGUGUUCAUUCAGAAAAUAUGGCCUGGGGAAAAGGGUCAAAAAUCUCCCCCAGCACAGCUUCUCUGAUCAAACUGACAUGGUUGCCUGUCAUUUAAAAACAACAACAAAUAGUCUAAUUGAGGAUCUCCCCCAUAGCAUGGUUUAGUCCUUGGUCACAGACUGAAAUAGAAGCUGGCCACAGAGGUUGGAAUUCAUGGGACACAGAUGUUGGAGCAAGGGGGAGGAAUUGGGAUCUGUGGAAAGAUCUUUUCUCCCAGCCAAUGGAAGGCCUUCCUCCUGCUUCAGGCCCACAUGCUGUUUUCUAAAUCUUCAGAGGCUCAGUCCUGGAAUUGAUGCAUUGCAUUUUUGUGAUUCAACAGAUCUAUUGAUAGUUCUAUUAGAUCACAGGCAUGUCCAUGACACCCGUCCGUGAAGAAUCUGCACAGGGGUAGUAAGUUUUGGCAGCUGCGAAAAUGCUAGCUGCAAUAAUAAAUUAAUAGCUGCUGUGAGAUAUUAAACCAGAUAUUGGCUCAAGCCCCAAGAUAACAUUUUUUUUAAAAAAACACACGAAUGAAUACCUGACUAGGGAAACCAUGAAUUCUUAUACUAAUCCCACGUCAAACAUGUAAAAGCGUUUCAGUUCUGAAUGAGACUUCAGCUGUCAUUUCUGCACUCGGGUUUGAUUUCAGUGUCAAUUUAUUUAUAUAUCACAUUUUCCACAAAUACAUCUGUGCUAAAAGCAGUUCACAUUAAAAAAAAUAAAUAGUCUGGUACAGUAUAAGAAUGCAAUGUAAUAAAAAGUAUACUAUCACUGUAACAUCACAACAAAAGAAUGAUCAACAAUUAAGAGUUUAUUAACAUACAUCAAAUUUUAAGUAAGCAUAAAGUCAAAUAAAAAUAUCCAGUGGCUUCACAUACAAGAGUAGCCCCAAAGCUGAUGACAUUGGCUCUUUCAAAAAAGCUGAUUUCAAAAGCUGUUGGAAGACCCCCAAACUGUAGGUACUGUAGCUCAGUGGUAGAGCACAUAUACAGUAUUGCAUGCAGGCAGUUUCAAAGUUCAAUGCCCGGGCAGCACCUCCAGUUAAAUGACUUAGCAGGUAAUGAGAGAAACCUGUGUCUGAGAGCCUGGAGAGUUGUUGCCAGUCAGAGCAGCUUAGGUGGAUAACCUCCUAUGCAAAGGAAAAGUCUUCUAUUAAUACUUCACAUUCGGAAGACCUUCAUGCCACUUGAUCUCAGAGACAGAACAAUGGGGGUGUUUUAUAAAUUAAGCAUUCUAAUGUAAGCUGUUGUUGAGAUAUAUUAUAUUUACCCAGAACAAAAUGCAAGCCAAUCUGUUAACCUCUAAAAUUGUUUUGGGAGGUAGUGCAGUAGUUGUUUUGAUGUUUUUCAUAAUUUUGUUUGUAUUCUAGUAGCUCGUUGCUGUGUGUGCUUAAGUGUAGGCUAUUUUCUGCAACUUGACAUUUUAUUGUGGUAUGACAAUUGCUUUGUAAGAGUUACACUGGUAAACAAGCUUCAACUACAAGUCUAAAUAAAUAAAUAAAUAAAUAAAUAAAUAAAUAAAUUUAUAGUGUCCUGUGAAUGUACUAGAAAUGAAGGGCACCAGAUUUCUUCUGCCUUCCCUGGAAUCUAGGGCAGAGAUGAGGAACCUGUGGUCCUCUCUGUAUGUUAUUGGACUCCAAAUGCUGUCAGCCCCAGCCAGCAUGGCCAAUGGUCAGCAAUGAUGAGAGUGUAGUCUGACAUAUAUACACUCAUACCUCUGGUUGCGAAUGUGAUCUGUGCGGGAGGCACGUUCGCAACCUGCAGCGUUCACGGCCUGAAGUGCUGCAUCUGCGCACGCGCGUGACGCAAUUCGGCGCUUCUGCGCAUGACAUCAUUUUGCGCUUCUGCGCAUGCGUGAGUGCCAAAACCCGGAAGUAACCCGUUCUGGUACCUUCUGGGUUCGGCGUGGUCCGCAACCCGAAAACGCGCAACCUACAGCGUUCGAAACCCGAGGUGUGACUCUAAUGCUUUAGCUGGGAUUCCUGUAUUGCAGGGGGUUGGACUAGAUGACCCUUGGGAUCCUUUCCAACUCUACAAUUCUAUGAUUCUAUGAUCUGGAGGCCAAAGGGUCUCCAUGAAUCUCCCCCCCCCGCCGGAUUUCUGAUCCAAAUUGUGGAUAACCAAAUCCUGUCUUCUCCAGGGCAAUUCUAUUUUUCAAACAAUGUUCUGAGGAGUAGAAGUUUAUAUUGCUGUUUUAUUGUUGAUGAUGAAUGUGCAUGCUGACCUACAUAUGCCGGGUAGGGUUGACAUGCUAUGUGAGUUAAGCAUGCAUCUAGGGACUGCCAAGAUUGCUUGCAUUGACAGCAAAUGUUCUGAGUGAUUAUUUAUUUAAAGUAUUUUUAUCAUGCUCUUCAGCUGAAAAGGCUCCCAGAGUGGCUUACAUGAGGUCAAUAAGAAAUACAGCAGCCCCACAAACAAGAUAUACAGUGGUACCUCGGGUUACAUACGCUUCAGGUUACAGACUGUGCUAACCCAGAAAUAGUACCUUGGGUUAAGAACUUUGCUUCAGGAUGAGAACAGAACUCGUGUUCCAGCGGCGCGGCGGCAGCAGGAGGCCCCAUUAGCUAAAGUGGUGCUUCAGGUUAAGAACAGUUUCAGGUUAAGAACGGACCUCCGGAAUGAAUUAAGUACUUAACCGGAGGUACCACUGUAUAGGCAAGAGCAUGGGAAGGCUAGAAACUGCCUUACACUGUGUUAAACCACUGGCUCACGCAGCUCAGUACUGUCUCCACUGGCUUCCAGUAGCUUUCCAGAGUUUGAAUUUGGGGCUUUGAGCAUGCCAGGCAGAUGCUCUCUACUGAGCUAUGGUCCUUCCCCUCUCCUGCUACCAAUGGCUAUUGGCAUUUGGUGCCUCUGAAUCUAGAGGAUGCAUGUAGCCACUUCUAUCACAUAUUGACCAAACUGUAGGUACUUUGUGAUUCAAAUAGUAACUUAAAUCAUCAUGAAAGUCUUCUGCUGCUAUGAGUAUGAAAUUUAAAAAUAGUGGCAUUAAAAGCCAUUAGAGAACUAGGUUUGGAUAUAAAUGACUGAAAUGUAUGCACUGUUUAUUGUAGUACAAAAAAGUUCCAUAAUAGCAGGACAUUGUUUCACAUCUAAAUGUGGUUGCUGAGUCAUUGGCAUUUUCCUGCCAGCACUGCAGAAGCAGCUGCAGUUGUAGGUCUCUUACUGCAGUAGAUGUUUCGUUGCAUUAGUAACCCCCAAUUUAUUUCCUAAUGCUCACAUUUAUUCAGCCCCCGGAUCUUUCCAAUAUGCUUAUUUGCAGACAUGUCCAGUAAUACUUAAGAUACAGUUGCAGAUUAUUGCAGUACAUGGUUGAUCUAAAUAAGUACAAAACCCCCUAGUCAUUAAGAAUUUGGUAACGCCAACAAAAGGUCAUUGGGCUCUUGGUUUUAUGAUAAAGCCCACAAAAUUGCAGAGGACUCCACUCCCACAGUUCUGGGUCGUGAUUCAAGCUAGUGAUUCAAGAUGUUUAAUUUCCACAACAGUGGCCAGCACACUUUAAGUCUUAAAGGAGCAGGUCAUGAAAUGAAUAUCUAUAAAUGAGGGUACCUUUGCAUUUGAAAUAGUUAUUGGGAGGGGUGGGAGAAUUCUUUCAUCCAUCCCUGUUGCAUUUAUGUAUAUUACUUCAGCCCUGGGUAUGUGUACUUCUUGUACUUGGCAUUUUCUCAACAGCAAGAACACACAUACUUUGUUUCAUAUUCUGUUCUUUAUAAACUCUUCUAAGUACUCCAAAAUGUCUGAAUACAAGCAAUAAUUCCUAUGAUAGGCUAUCAAGUAUCUUACUUUUGAACGAAAAUAUUGAUCUGUUUACAAAUUUUCCGAAUUGCUGAGACUUUAAAUAGUUGCCAGCAAGAGGGAUCUAUGGCUGGCUCUUCUGGACCUACUCUGUUAACACUGCAAAAUAAUGCAACAGGGAGAAAAAUCUUUGUAUCCACCACUUGAAGGGCAUGUGUGGUACUCCUGCAUUGUGUAAAGAAAAUCUGAGCUGUCAGCUCUAAAAUCUGCCAGAUAGGGAGGCGGGAACAGAAGCCCCCAUCAGUUCAAGUACUCCCUUUCCCCCACCUAUCCUCUCAAUUCCAUCUCAACCUUAUUAGAGCUAAUAGGUGAGAGGAGAAAGGGGAAUUCACAAGACACUGUGCACAUGAUUCCUCCUUUAAUCAAGGACUUUGCACAGAAAAUCAUGGCAUUCUUAGUAUGGCACAGGAAAUCAGUGGGUGUGCUAAGAAAAGAACCCGUGGUUACUUACUCAUUUUCCUCUGAUUGGGUAGGUUGGUAGUUGGAGAGAUUUGCUGUUCUUUGCUGAACACGGAUCCAAGUGUGGAAUGCUGUCCAUUACAAACAUGAUACUAAACAUAUACAAUGCAGUGUAGAGGUGAUUGAUCUAUUCAGCAGUUUGUUUUAUUUUUGUAACCCAUUUUUUAUUAAUUUGCAUCUUUAAACUGUUUAACAUUGUUGCAUUGAGUUAUCUUUGUUUACAUUAGAGCAUAUGACAUGCAACAAUUGCAUAAAACAAAAACCAAAAAGCACUUGGAAAAACGUUUCUGAAUAUUUUAACAAAGUUGUGGCAGUUGUGUUGAAGUGUACACAGGUGGUAAGCACUUUGCACGUGUCCUGUUGACAUGACUGCCGAUUCAUGGCUCCUUUUGAACCCAGAAGAGAGGAGAACGGAAGCGGAAUGAUGGUUGCCGCCUGUAUACCAAAAAUAUUACAAUUUUUACAGAUAUUAUGUAUAGUAAGGUGUAUUGCUUAGGUGACCAUAAGUAAAAGGUAUUUUGGAUAAGGUUUCCUUAAGUUGUGGGGGAGUAUGGAAGAAUGUUACUUUUGAUUUUUGAAAAGUUACCUUAAGUCCAGAGACAUUAGAAAGGGUCUCCAAUUCUAUACUCAAUAACCUUUCAGCAUUAACUGGGUCUGAUGUGCAUAAAACAGUAUCAUCAGUAUAGUAUCCCAGAAUGUAUUUCCUUGCAUUGUAUUCAGCAGUUUUCUUAGUCCAUUUUACACCCUUAUAAAGACUGCCUAUUAAUUGAUCUGACUGAUAACCACUUUAUAAAGCUUUCUAUAAAGCAUGAGCUUUACAACUGCUUUUAUUCAAGACAACACUCAGAUGCUUGGUCACUUGUGUUCAUGUUAAAUCCCAUGGCAAUUCAUAUGAAUUAGUUUCUUUGUUCCAUUCAGUGACUUGGACAAAUUCCAGCUCAGGAAAUCACAUUCUACUUACUUUAAUUCCCUUGGGGUUUCACUUAGAUUUUAAAAAAAUAGGCUUAAACUAUUAUUUGUGAGAAGGUAAAAACAUCCACAACUUGUUUUUAAUAUUACAAUCUAUUUUUGGGGUGGGGAAGAUUGGCCAUUGAAAUUACUCUUUCUUAGGUCAAAAAGGGAAUGUUAGUAAAAAAAAGUAUUUUUAAGUUUGCAAACAUAGAAAUGAUGUAUCAGUAUUUCAAAUUUUAAAUGUCUUUUUGAAAGACCUAAUUGUAUUUUCAAAAUAAGAUCCUGUAUUUUGGAUUAAGAAUGCCUAACAUUUUUCAAAAGCAAGAUUGAAAAGAUUAUGUAUUUCUUUUGCAGUUAUAUGAAUGGAAUAAAAUUGUGUAUGCCUGCUCAGAAAGAGUGGUUUUAAGUAUGGAGUCAAGUGGUGGGAAUUAAUUAAUGUGAUGUGAACUUUAGCAUGAUAUGCUGCAGUCAAGGUCCUGACCAAGGAUGUGAUUUUUGAAGAGAGUGAAAAUUAAUGUACUGUACGUACCAUUUGCUCCAGUAAGGAUCAGUGCCCCUACCCUUUGACAUGUUUUUAGUUUCAAAAGUGGUAUUGACAGUUCAUAAUUCAUGAUAAUGUGUUUCUAUAUGGGGAUAUAUGCACGAGUGCAAAAAAACAUAUUAAAGUUAACUUAAAAUGGCUCAUAAAGUAUGUACAAAGAUAUUGCUGCCCUUUGUCUGAAUUGUUUCAGAAUUGUGCUCUUUCUAGGGCAGCACUUGCCAAGGAUGCAGGUUGAUACUGGGGCUUACUCAAGAACAUAGGAAACUGCCUUUGAGCCCUCAUACCGAGUCAAAAGACUGGGCCAUCUAGCUUAGUAUUGUCCACACUGACAGGCAGCACCUCUCCAGGAUUUAAGACUAUCCCAGCCCUAUUUGGAGAUGGCCAGGAUUGAACCUGGGCUCUUCUGCACUCAAACAGAUGCUCUGCCCCUCAGUUAUGGCCCUUUCUCAUAUUUACUUCUGAGUAAACGUGCUCAAGGUUUUGAAACUUGCACACUACUCCCACCACCAAAUUAUAUCUGCAAAGAUGUCUAGAUACUGAACUGAAAAAAGAAAUACUGUCCUUUUGUCAGUGGUAGUCCUGGGUAGAGUUGCUAGCAGGGCAAUUUCCAUGUACACCCUCAUGAAAAGAAGGCUUUUUAAAAAUGUUCCUGCUGCAAUUAAGGAGCUCCCUGUGGUGACAGGAGCAUUUGUCAGAGCAGAGGCGGAAGCCACUUUCUGAGAAGAAAGUGGGGUGCCUGCAGUAAGGAGGGUUCUGGAAGGGUAAAGCAUCACCUUUGCAUCCAGGUCUCUGGCUCAACCCUCGCUUGGCAUCUCCCUAGUGGGGUUGAGAGAGACCCCCUGCCUCAAAACGCUGGAGUGCUACUGCCAGCCAGGAUGGGCAACACGGGGCUACACGGACCAAAGGCCUGUGCUCUGUAUGCGGCAGCCCCCUACGUUCCUACCAGCGUCUGCGCGCGCAUUUCCCGCCUUUGUUCAGGGGGGACGAGGGCGUGGGUCCUCUGCGCACGCCGCGCCGCAGGGCGAGCGCUUCGUGAGGAGGUUUCUCGCCACGAUUACUAUUGUUUUUAGUGAAGCGUCUGCGGCUCAGUCUGCAGGGACGGGGCUCUCGCUCUCAUCCUGCGUUUGCCGGCCCUCCCCGCCCCUUCCUUCCACGCCGGCUUGCCCCUCGACCCUCCUCGGCGGCGGCAGCACCCGCCAGCUUUUCCCUCCUCCCUUCCUUCGUCCCUCCCCUGCGGCGGAGAGUAGCCUCGCGCCUCCCUCCGCCGACGGUUGCUGCCCGUCCUCCUCAGGGCAAGUCCCCACCCCUUCCCCAUGUGCGGAACCGGCGUCGCCAGGAGGAGGAGGAGGCGGGCUGAGACAGAGAGGCCUGGCAGGCGUCGCGGCUAACGGUCUUUUUCUAAUCUGGCGGGCGCGAGCGGCGCCGCUUCGAGCUGCCUGUCACGGACGGAGCGGGCCUGGCUGGCGCGGAGGAGGAGGCGGCCGGGCGGCGGGGCAUGUGAGUGAGGCCGGGCGGCGCGCGGGCUGUGCGCCUCGGGGCGAGGGAGGAAGGGGUGGGUCGGGGGUCGGCUGGCUCCUCUCUGCCCCCUCGAGGCGCUCCCUGACCCUCUUUUUGCUCAGGAUGGAGUGGGACCUAGGAUUGUUCUACACGUGUCGUGCUAGGGGGGCGGAAAGCACACACCACACACACGGGUCCCGCGUGGUGCCUUGCAGUCUUGCAGCUUGGUUGUGUCGUGAGCUUUCACGGGCCGCAGACGCGAUGGAUAGUGAAUGUCGAUCGUGUGCCUGCCUGCCUCCCUUUCUGCCUUGUUUAUCCCGUGCAGAGGUGUGAGCAUCCACACACACCUUACAAUCCUCACUUUCCAUGUCUGCUUCGUGCAGCUGACGUUAUUGGCAGUGGACCAAGAAUGCUUCUGCUGCUAUAAGUGUGUCAAACUUCUAGCUUGACACAGGACUUGCUGAGUAUCCCAUUCUUGGUUGGGCAGCAGGACAGGGUGCUGAGCAUAAGGGGCAUCACAGGGCAUCACAACUAUAAGGUAGUGAAUACAGUGGUACCUCGGGUUAAGUACUUAAUUCGUUCCAGAGGUCCGUUCUUAACCUGAAACUGUUCUUAACCUGAAGCACCACUUUAGCUAAUGGGGCCUUCUGCUGCCGCUGCGCUGCCGGAGCACGAUUUCUGUGCGUAUCCUGAAGCAAAGUUCUUAACCCGAGAUACUAUUUCUGGGUUAGCAGAGUCUGUAACCUGAAGCGUCUGUAACCUGAAGCAGAUGUAACCCAAGGUACCACUGUAGAGCACAACGGAAGCUGAGAAGUAGGGUGGUGUCAAAUUUUGGCCUCGCACAGGGCACUGCUGAAAUUUAAAAGACCAGAUUUUGCCCAUGGUGUAUUAUGGUAGUGUAAGGGCCAGUUAAAGUAAUUCUUAAGAAGGAAACUUAAAGAAGACAGUUAUCAUAAUGAUAUAGGUUUUCAUCAACUGACUUUUACUUAGAGUAGUCCCAUUGAAAUUAAUAUAGCUAAAUUAAUCAUGGCUAUUAAUUUCUACUCUACUCGUAGCAAAAGUUAGUUGAAGGCAAUCUGUAACAUAUAACCAUGAUGUACCACUGUUGGAAUACAGCCUUUGUGCUCUGUUUCAAAAGGGUUUUCAUAAAACUGAAGAAGGUACAAAAAUAGCUGCUAAAGUGAUCAAGGGUUAGGGCAUCUUUCCUGCAAAGAAAAACAAACACUUUUGGUGCUUUGGUAAACAGCUGUGGAGUUCAGUGGCUGUAGGCUUCUGAACAUUCAUAAUUUAAGGAGCAGAAUUUGUAACCCCUUUUUGAUAAUAUUAGAGUCAUUCAGUGAAAUUGAUUGAAAAUAGGUUUAUGACAGGUAGAAAGAGAUACUUAUUCACACUGUGCAUAGAAUACUUUAAUUACUACAGCAUGUGAUGAGGGCCGCUACCUUGGAUGGUUUUAGUAGUUCAUAGGUGAUACACCUAUGAACAUAAGAGGCUCUAAUAAGGUUCUAAUAAGAAAGGAUGUCUACCUCUGCUUGGCUUUGUAUUGCUGUUUCCUUUCUCCAUUCAUUCAAAUAAGAUGCCCUCUCCUUUAUUUUUGGUGUAGGACAGCCACAGUGACUGUGCUUCAUGACUAUGUGGGCUGCAGGACGUUUGAGGUGCCUUCUUCAGUGUCUGUGGCAUCCAUAAAAGAGUUAAUUUAUCCAGAGACGGGUUUUCCUGUAGCUGAGCAGUGUCUCUACCACAAGGGAAGAGAGGUAAGCUUCCUUAGUCUUCUGGAAAGCUUCCAGAUACCCUUUUUGAAGUAGUCUUGAAAUGGUUACUUUCCUUCUGAGAAAUACAGGAAAGCAUUAAUUGACAGAUUAGCUAAAUUAUAAAUUGUUGUAUUAGUAAGGAUUAUAUUUCAAUUAUGGUUGAUUCUGAUUUCAGCAUAUAAUUCCCUAAAAACUUGAGCCCAACCUUCCUCCUUGUGUUUCAUAUUAAUAUAUCAUAUUGGCUAGGAACAUAGGAAAAGCUGUUUAGUACUGAAUCAGACCACUGCUCAGUGUUGCUCAAUAUUGUCCACACUGACUAGCAGCAACGCCCCAGGAUUUCAGAUAGGGGACAUUCCCAGCCCUACUUGGGCAUGCUGAGAAUUAAACAUUUGCAUACAUAGCAGAUGCUGUGCCAUUGAGCUAUGAACCUUCCUCACAUAGUCUUAAGAGAUCUGGACAUCAAGUCAUUUGUUAGGGUAGUUUGUGAUGUGCUGGUGGGUCUGGUCUCCUGCUCUUCCAGUGCAAUAAGUAGGUCUUUACAAUGAGCAGGGAAAUGAGUGGAUGGUGUCCAGUGAUGCUGCUUCAUGUGUGCAGUAGAUUUCUGUGUGCCUAAUGGAACCGAUCUCCUGUGCAGCCCUCUGUGCACCCUCAAAAUCUGCUCCAGAAGGCUGGGGUAUCUUCUGGAGCAGACUUGGGUGGGGGUGGGCAUGGGGAGAGAAGAGGAAGAAGACGUCUUCUUGUGUGAGUGUAAUGCUGCUUGCAUAGUGUUAGAUAUAGCCAGAAAACUUGUGAUGGCUGGGGGAGAGUUAUUCAAAUCUUAAGGUGUAUUGAUUGAGGGCCCAGAUUUUUAGAAUUGAUGCUUUGGAGCUGGUGCUUCAUAUUUCAAGAAAGCAUGUCUUUGAAUUUCUUUAAAAGUGUAGAUGAUGUUUACAAUGAUGAGGAUCUGCUCUGAUUCAAAUUAUAUGCAACUGUAUUUCAUAUAAAUAGAUACAAUUAUAUAUUUUAUUGAAGCAACUUACACUGAUGAAGAAGAAAGCUUUUCUUUUUUUAUGUAAUAUGUGGGAAGACAGCCCCAUAGGCCAAAUUAGGACCCUUACUGGGCCCAAUUUGAUCCAGAGGCCAGAAAUUCCCUAUGCCUGAUAAAUAUAUCCUGAUAAAUAUUUAUGGCAGCACAUGUGGUCAUUUGUUGACUGGUUGUCUUCACAGGUUGAAGCAGUUUAUAUACUUUUGAUACAUUGCAUACUCAAGAAUGCACAACAUUAAAAAAAAACCUUUCCCUUUCAGUUAUCAGACUGUGUUGAGGUUGGGGACCUUCAGACUUCUCAGAAUCAUGUAUUUCUAAAUCUUUUGUCAAAGGGCCUAAAAGGAGGAGGUAUAGUAAAUUACAAUAAAUCUUCCCUUUACCCUUGCAUCUCUCAUUUCUCCUCUUUUUUACUAUUUUUCAUCUCUGCAUAUAUUCAUUUUCAAAACAAAUUACAAAAACAGAUUUCUAUCUAAAGGAAAAAAUUGCAGUGUACAUUCCUGUAUGACUCAAUUUAUCUUAUAGUGCGAAUGAUUUAAGACAUACGCUUUUCUUUCAAAUAUUUUCAGCAAUUUUAUCCUUUUCAUCAGUUUAUAGUGUUACAUUCCUAGCCUGUAAUCUAUGAAUUAACAAUCUGCAAUACAAACCUGAAACUAAUAAUUGCAGUAGUGUCCUGAAGAGUAACAAUUAUUUGUCUUUUCUCCCUAAAACAAGUACAUGACAUUUUGCUUCUUCUGCAUUUCUAGGUCGUUUUGGACAAACAACUCCACCGCUUGUUGAUUUCCUUAAAGAUAUUUUAAGAAGAUAUCCAGAAGGAGGACAGAUUCUUAAGGUACAGUGUAACAACAUAUUUUAAAAUAAGGAAUUCAAGGAAAUUAAAGUAAGGAAAACAUUUUAAAGUAAGAAAAACAAUACCUUGCUAUAAAUAUGUUAACGAACAGUGCUUUGCACAUUUUUAAAUAUGGAACUGGGGUACUGAAUAACAUUAUUGGUUCUGUUUUUCCUCCUGGUUUAAUGACAGAAGGAAAUUAGAAACUUCCGUUUGUUAUUUUACAGUACACCAUGAUUCAACUGUUCAUGGGAAACUAUGGUUUGUCCAAACCAUGGGGUUAGUUUUGUGUAUGCGUGCCAACCAAGAUAUUAGACCAUGAUUUAUUGACAGAAGCUGGAGCUUGUAAUGUCUUCCCCUCUUAAGUGAAGAACAGGGUAAGAAGAGUGGGAUACUUGGAAGCCUGAGGCUUGCUUUUGCUUAGGUUCUUAUUGAAAAACCAUUGCUUUUUGUUGUAUUUGAACUGUGCUUAUAGUUUUGUUGACAAGUUUUAUAUUUGUAUAUACAGUGGUACCUCGGGUUACAGACGCUUCAGGUUACAGACUCUGCUAACCCAGAAACAGUACCUCAGGCUAAGAACUUUGCUUCAGGAUGAGAACAGAAAUCAUGUGGCAGCAGCAGCGGGAGGCCCCAUUAGCUAAAGUGGUACCUCAGGUUAAGAACAGUUUCAGGUUAAGAACGGACCUCCAGAAUGAAUUAAGUUCUUCACCCGAGGUACCACUGUAUAUGGUAGUUUAAGGAGGUGUCACUAUAUAGGUUCCACAUAAGAUAAGAAUCUCAGAAUUUGAAAUGCUGAUAAUUUACACAAAAAAUAUAUGUUAACUAUAUAUUGCCUUUAAGUAUGCUUGACCAGCAUGGGAAUAAUGCCUUUAACAAAAAGUAAUUGAAACAUUUGGAACUUGAAUGAGAUAUUAACGCCACCAUCUUCCGCUAUGUUGUAUCUUAGUCUAUAUUGCAUCUAAUCACUCCAUCACAAGCAGAGGUGAACACAGUAGUCGAGUAGGAUAUCUGCUGAUGUUAUUUAAUCCCAUUUGUUAAUUAUUGCAUGUUAUUACAUAGCUCUCGAUAUUUGUUUUGUUUUCAGGAAUUGAUUCAAAAUGCAGAAGAUGCUGGUGCCACAGAAGUUAAGUUUCUAUAUGAUGAGACUCAGUAUGGGACAGAGUCUCUGUGGUCUAAAGACAUGGCACAAUAUCAGGGUAAGUUAUCUUUUCCUUAUCUAAUUUUCUUCCUGAAUUAUUAGUUUUCUUGUGGUGUAGUGAUAUACUGAGGAGCAUAGCUAACUCUAAAACAUUGCAGCUAGGCUUACAUUUAACAUUUGGCUUUCAAAAAGAGCUAUUUGGUUAGUAAUCCAGUUGUAUCAGUUUGUGGCUCAAGAUAAUUGACUCUAGGCUUAAACUACCAUUUAAUCGAUCUGUGCUGUUGCUAGUUAGGUUUAUCAUGAAAAUGAGUUAGAAACAAGUGUUUGGAUCUUUAAAAUAUGUAAGACUAGUCCAGAAUUAUAGAAUCAGUUGGGGUUAAAGUCAGUUUCCGUUUGUAUCCGUAUUCUUUAUAGUACUCAGUAAUUUAAUUAUAAACAUCUAAAUAUCUAUGCUGUUUCCAAAUCAGCCUAUAUUUUUACAUUUACCAUGUCUCCCCCACCCCCUUUAGGUCCUGCACUUUAUGUAUUCAACAAUGCAGUUUUUACCCCCGAAGACUGGCAUGGAAUUCAAGAGAUAGCAAGAAGCAGAAAGAAAGAUGAUCCUCUUAAAGUUGGAAGAUUUGGAAUUGGUUUUAAUUCAGUUUAUCACAUUACAGGUAGUUACAAUGCAUUUUUUAUGCUGCAGAAUUAAUGUUGCAUUUGGGGGGGGGUGAACACCAUCUGUGCAUUCACUUAAGGCUUGCUCCAAGUUUAAAAUUUGUUUAUUCUAAGAUUGAGCUUGUAUAAAGGGAAGAAAAGACUGUCGAAAGUAGUUUCAUUUAAAACAUUUAUUGGGUGCUUUGUAGAAUUUUUGUCUCCUGAGCAUUGGAGGAAGACUGGGGGUUCUGUGGUGUUUAAUUUUCCUCUUUUUAGUAGUGGUUUCUUCUUUUCCUGCUUAAUUUAAUGUAUGUGUUAGAUUGUUGUAUAUGUAAUAAUUGAAGGGAUUUUAAGGUUUUUGUUGUUGUUGUUGUAGACUUGUAAACAAGCUGUUCAUACUUUUUUGCUUCUAUUUUGUAGAUGUUCCUAGUAUAUUCAGUGGUGACCAAAUUGGAAUGCUGGACCCUCAUCAAACACUUUUUGGACCCCAUGAAUCAGGUCAAUGUUGGAAUCUAAAGGAUGACAUCAAAGAAAUUAAUGAGUUGACAGACCAGUUUAAGCCUUUCAUUGGUGUGUUUGGAAGCACUAAGGAAACCUUCAAUACUGGUCAUUUUCCUGGUACAUUCUUUCGUUUCCCUCUUCGCCAGCAGCCUUCCCAGUUAAGUAGCAAUCUGUACAACAAGGAAAAGGUUCUUGAAUUAUUUGAAUCCUUCAGAGCGGAUGCAGAUACAGUACUCCUCUUCCUUAAAAGUGUGCAAGAUGUCUCAUUACACGUUAGGGAAGCUGAUGGGACCGAGCGACUAAUUUUUAGAGUCACUGCCAGUGAGAAUAAAGCUCUGAAGCACGAAAGACCCAACUCUAUCAAGAUUCUGGGAAAUGCAAUAAGCCAAUAUUGUAAAGGUGUUCCGAGUAAUAGUAUAACAUGUGUGACAUACCACAUAAACAUAGUUUUAGAAGAUGAGUGUGUUAAAGAUGCACAGAAGACAUCGUGGUUGGUAUGUAACAGUGUUGGAGGACGAGGAAUAUGCAAUGAAUUGGACUCUUUGGCUGAUGACUUGAAGUAUAUUCCGACUAUUGGCAUAGCAAUGUCUUUAUCAAGUGAUGGAGAGGGAAAAGGAGCUGCAGCGCAGUUUUCAGGAAGAGCGUUUUGUUUUCUUCCAUUACCUCCUGGCGAGGAAAGUAAGACAGGACUUCCAGUCCACGUGAGUGGGUUUUUUGGCCUUACAGAUAACAGAAGAAGUAUCAAAUGGCGAGAGCUUGAUCAAUGGCGAGAUCCAGCAGCCCUGUGGAAUGAGCUGCUUGUGGCCAAUGUGGUCCCCAAAGCCUAUGCAACCCUCGUAUUGGAAGCAAUUAAACGAAUGGAAACAGAAAAGAAUUCAGAUUUCCCACUGUCAGCUGAGAGAAUUUAUAGAUUAUGGCCACAAAAAAACAAAACAAAAGUUCACUGGCAGCCAAUUAUAGAACCUCUUUUGAAUGAAUUGUUCCAGAAUGAAGUUAUUUACUCCAUCACUGAUAACUGGAUAAAGGUUGAGGAGGUAUAUUUUUCAGAAAUGGAUGAGAGUUUGGAAUACACCCAAGCUGUGCUAAACUACCUCCAGGGCUCGGGGAAAGAGGUUGCUAAGGUACCAGACAAUAUUGCUAAUGCAGUUGACCUGAUUGUUUCUAGUACAAAACCUGUGAAAAAAGUGACUCCUGGUACAGUGCGGCAAGUAUUAAGGCAAUCUGGACACAAGGGACCAGCUGAUGAAAAGCUUCAUGUCUUAGAUUUUGUGCUUAGUGAUGGAAACUACAGUGAGCUUAUUGGACUGGAGCUUUUACCAUUACAAAAUGGGAAUUUUAUUUCAUUCUCUUCAUCUACAUCAGAUCAGGAUGCAAUUUACAUAACUUCAGAAAGUUUCCCAAGGUAUAACAUGCAUUUUAUAGCGUAUUUUAUAAUGGUGUAAGUUUUUUAUUUAAAUGUUACUCUUUAUAGUUCACAGAGUAUAACAUAUACAGUUCUGUACAAUGGAGUCACAGAACUGUGCAUGUCUUCCUUUUGUGAGCUGGGAAUGGAGGCUGUGGUUUGGCAUUUGGCCACAUACUCAGAUGCAGCACAUCUUUAUGACCAUAUUCCCAUGCAUGCUUAGUAAGCAUCUUGUAAUGUACUUGCCUACCCACUAGACAAUACUAGAAAAUCAUGAAUGCAUUCCACUUGUCUAUGGCUGGUGGCCAGGGAUUGACUGUGGUAUAUGAGGGAAGAGUUUUAAUUGUCUCCCCCCACCCCAUCCCCAUGCUGCAGUCUCAAUAGUAAUUGCUUCCCCUCUCCAAGAGUUGCUAUUCCUCCUAGGAGAGGUGUGACACAAUGGUGUUUUUUGUGAGGUGUGUGGCCACAGUGGGGCUGUCUUGCUGAAAAAUCUUGGCUGAGGUAUACCGUAAUCAUUUGCUUGGGAUGGAACAUGGAGAGGAUAAGAACUUAUUAUUCACUAAAAAAUUAAUGAAUAAUAUUACUACAUUUACAGUAUUUGUGCCUUUGAAAAAUGACACAAGUUAUAUGGAUGAUCAACACUCUCUUUUUAAUGACAUACUAGGUCCCUCUUCCCAGGUCUUGAAGGAAGAAUACUUGCUGAUGACCUGAAGCCACAAGUUCUGGCUGCUUUGAAAGAUGCUGCCAAAAGCAGAGGUAAAAUAUGUUUAUAGAGCUUAUCAUGUCACAAGUACAGUCCACUAAAAUGCAUACACUGUAAGCUAAUCAGGACACAAAACACUUAAGAAUGGACAUAAGUAAAGACAAAAGGAAUGAAAUACAGUGGAAGCACAGGUUACAGUGGGGAUCCUUUCCGGAGGCCCCGCUGCAACCUGAAAACGGCGCAACCCAAAGCGUCGCCUCUGCGCACACAUGCGGCAUGAUAUAGCACUUCUGAGCGUGUGCGAACGGCGCAAACAGAAGUAACCUGUUCCGGUACUUCCGGGUUUGUUCUGGUCACAAGCCGAGGGUGACGUAAGUUGGAGGCAACGUAACCCGAAGCUCCACUGUAAUUCAAAAGAAAUUUUGAAUGAUCCAUAAUCAUUUUAUGUAUUCAUGAGAGUCAGGUUUAUUACUGAAUCAGAAAAAAUGAAAAUUUAGAAGCAAAUAUCCUUGUUGGAAAAAUGUAUCCAUUGUGUACUACAGUUAGUAUGUGCUGUUGUUCAUGUUGCUCAACACAGAAAAAAAAAUCAUGUGUGAACCAUUCUUCAGAUUUAAAACUUGCUGGGAAGAACUGGCUCACUUUAUGUCAACUUGUACGGAUCUUCAGUAUGCAAUAUUGAGAUUACAAUAUUGAAAAAUAGCCACAUCCUAGUGAGUGCUACCCUUAUUUUUCUUGUGUUCUGUGUAGAAGUUAGCAAACUCUGACAAGAACUGUCUUUAUUUAUGCCUAGCUUUGCACAAAAAACUUUCAAAAGAAAUAACAGAUGCAUUGAUAAAAUAAUAAUGCAACAUGCUGAAUAAAAGUAGAACUGCAACAGAGAUUUCGACAGUUGUUGCUAUAUACAAAAGGUCACUCAUUCCUUUAGUAUAACAGGAAAAUUUUCAUUCUGGUUAUUUGAAAGAAAAUGGUUAAUGUGCGUAUGGAAGAAUCCCUUUUAUCCAAUCAAAGCAGCCAUUUCCUUAUAUAAAAGAAUGGACAAAUCACUGCAGUUACAGUUUGCUCUGGCACACAUCAUAGUUGUCAUGUGUCAUUAUUAUUAUCAUCUUCAUUUCCUCCUUAAAGUGCAUUUCAUUAUAUUUUAGCCCAACAGCUUCUCUGGGGAUUUUCAGGUAGGACUGUUGUCUGAGUAACUGCUGAACAAAAGUCUAGCAUUUGUGUGCGUUUGAUUACUGUUUGUUCUGCUUGACUCAUGUUCCAGAAUGGUAAUGGUUACAGCCCUGGUUCACUUGUGUUUUUCCCGAUUUUAAUUACUUACACUAAUACUGCUUAAAGACAUAUUUGAAAAAUAAUUUCUGUAAGGUUAUAAGAAGAAUAUUUCUCAGGAAGCUGAAGAAACUUGUGAAUGCUAUACAAUAUGUGGUUCAUACUUAGUUUUACACACAACAGUUUUCAUUAUGAGCAAAUUUGAAUUAGUAAAGUCUUCCGCUAGGAACUGCACAUAGAUUUAUAAAAGCUUUGUAAAGAUUGUGUGUAUAAGUUGAGCUGAUGCAAUAGGACGUGUAUCUUAAUUAAAAAUUAUAUUGCAAUUUAUUCAUAAAAGAGAAAGACAACAAUAAACAGGACACCCAGAUAAAAAGCAAAAAAGUUCCUAUCUCACUUCCUGUGCCCUUCAAGUUCUCAAGAGAAUUAUUUCAUAAAAUUUAUAUGCCACACCUCUAAUUUACAAAAAGACUAAAACUUAAAAUUGUUUUAAAAUACAAUUUGAAAGAUGUAUUUAAAAUGUUCAAAAGAUAAUUAAAAAUUACAGUAAGCUAAAGAGAUUGAAAUACAUGGAAGUGCUCUAUUUGUCUGGAUAGGCUUGCCUGAACAAAAAUGUUUUAAGCAGUUAUGAAAAGAGUACAAUGAAGAUUUCUGUCUGAUCCCAGUACACAGGGAGUUCCAAAAUGUAGGUGCUGCCACACUAAAAUAUUAAUCUAUUUUUUAAACAAUUUUUAUUGUUUUCAGAAUGAACAAACAACAUCUUCCUGCCUUCAAGAGUGCUACAUAUUGCCAAACAAAUACAAUACAAAUAAUAAAUAAAAACAUAUUCCCAUAAGUCCCUGUGAGAAGUUGGUGGUCUGUAUCCAUGUUUUUUUUGAAGUUCAUAUUAAAUAAAAUUGAACCAAGUUACAGAAAAUCUGACUUUUUGUUGGCUCUUUGCUCACGUUACUUGUCUAUCAGGUUUUUUCAUGAGAAUUAGCGUCCAGAACAAAUAUACCAAUAUUCGAUUAAGUUAGGAUCUACAGUUUUAUGAUCUAAAGAUCUCCAAACUUUAGCAAUGGUAUAAAAUAUAAAUUUCUUAUGUGUGCAGAAUGAAUAUAAUGUGGCACAUGUGACAGUGCAAGUUUAUGCUAGUUUAACACUUCAAGAGGAAUCAUGGUAUUAAUAAUAAGAAUGAUAGAAUUUAUAUGCCUCCAAUAACCGGAGGUCUCAGGGCAGUUCACAAAACAAAAUCAAAAUAUAAAAGCACAAAAGCACAAAAUAUAUAAUCAAAGUAAAAACAACCCAAUAACCCCCCCGCCCCCAACCCCCCCCCCCACAUUUUAAAAGGGCAUAGGAUGUGCCAGUUUAUCAUGGCUGAAUCAUGUUAUAAUCCUAAGAGGGGGUAGCAGGAGAUUCCAUUCAACCCCUCAGGUGGUCUUAGUAGUGUAAGAAAUAAAAUUAUAAAAUCUAGGGUUACCUUUAUUACAAACUCUUAAGCGCAGGGGAGAGCAGAAGAGUAACCAUUCUCCCCCAUAACUGGAGGGCGCCCUUUGCAUGCCCACGUCCACAUCCCCAAUCCUCAGAGACUCCUGGCAGAGCGCUCCUGGUCCACCUCCGCUCGUCACAGCCCUUUGAGGUUCCUGCCAAACCUCAGUUCAAAAUGAUCCAGUUGCGAAGGGCGGAGGCAGAGCCAAGAGAGAGCAAACCAAGAAGGAGUAGUCUUCACUCCAGUCCGCUCUUUGUGUACGUAAGUGGGCAAAGCUUAUUUGGGAGCUCUCAGUCGGCUCAAGAGCUUCACCCGCCCUACCCUCCCUUUGUUUAUACUCUUUAUUGCAGGUUCACUUCUUUACAGGUAUGCAGGCGCUGCUAUGGUCUUACGAUGGUGGCUGUUAAAGGACCCGGAAGGCAUUUUCCCUGCAUUGGCAGGUUUCGCCUUCCCCGUAGCAAAACGCCUCCCCCCCAAUUCCCAGAGUUCCCCGUUAAAGGGGUUGUGUUGUGGGGAGUCACUGGCCAUACACUGAUAAGCUGUCAGUGCACUCCCCCCGUGUUGUGGUGAAAUAGGGGGCGGCCUCACUGUGUAAACAUACGUCUUCCAGAGCCAGCCCACUCACCAGACAGAUAUGAUAACCCUGAUGUGCCUCAGAUCCCCGCCUGGGGACUAGGAGGGAUAAACACCCAAUGCCUAAGCCAAAGUCUUCCUACAUCUGAAAGUUUAAAUAAAGUUGUAGCCAAUUUUAAUCCCAUAACAUGUUGUUACAAGUCAUUCAUUCCACCCAGGUGGCUCCUGGGGUCGGGGAGGGGGUUCUGCCUGGGCACGCAAUGGGAUCUGCCCACAUAUUUCUGAGUGAUUUGCAGUGGAUCAACAAGGAUUCUGACUUGCAGUUGUUUAAAAUGGCAAUAAGGCUACCCCCCUUUCUAAAUUAGGCUGUUGAGAUAAAGAAAUGUGGGUGGGGGGAGGGGAUACUUUGUGUGUGACAGGAUUGUGAGCUCAGUUCUGGUAAUGCGUACAGAUUCCUGAGUUUAGUGUGUUCCUUAAUUCUGAGUAUGCUGCUCCACCUCCACGACUAAUUUGCACCUUCCUCUGGUUGGUGGAUCUUGGGGUUCUAGUAAAACAGAUCUCAUAAGCCUGAAGUCUGUUUGCCCCUGCCAUAAUUUAUCUUAUGGCAACUUCCAAUAUUUUUACAACAUUUAAAGCUCACCCAUAAGUAGAGUUGUAGAUAGUAAAUAUGUAGAUAUUUUACAAUUUCCAUUUUGUUCUCCUUGCACUGUUUUUCCAUGCAUCUAUGCAAAGACACUAAAAUAGUGGUUAGGACAAAAGGAAGUGGUGGAAAAGUGCUUUGAAAGGGUGGUUCACUUCUACAGUUAAAAUGUAGAAGAAACAAAUCUUCUGUAGAAAAGUCAUUUCCUCUCUUCAGAUCUUCCUUUUAGAUUGCAUAAGGAAUGCAAAAUAGCAUGCAGGUGUGUAGUGAUAAAAUGUGUCAAAUGAUUUUCUGGAAAGAUGAGUUGUUUGCAUAUCUGUCUUUGCAUGAUUGGAAUGGUAGUUGCAUGGUGGAUAUUGAAAAUGAAAACAAUUAUACUUCUGUGAAUUUUUUUGUAAAAACAGGAGAAGAAAUUCCACUGAUCCAUUAGGUGGAAAAGUAGUAUUAUUCUGGUGUACAUUGAGAGACCUUUUCAAAUUGCAACCUGUAAUACAGUAUUAAUUUCAGUCUUGAUUUAAGAGGUAGAAAUGUUGGAUUUGUCUAGUAUUGUCUGCAUUUUGUGUGUGUUUCUUGUGCUGAUCUGGACCAACCGUCAGUCUAUACUUUAGGUGCUUGUUAACAGAGUGCAAUAUUAUACAUGAUAAUAGUUCUGUGAUUGAACUACCUUUUUAGGUUUUUCAAAUAGCAGGGGAUCUAAUAUGGAUUGGUACCACUGUGUUGGGAAGCGUUUUUAAAAAUCAUUUUCCCUUGUAGCAUUUUCCCAAUGAAAAGUGCCCCACCCCAGCUGUUUUUUGCCCCAUUAAGGACAACCUUUUGUGUACAGUCUGUGUACAAGUAAGGUUUUCCUAACAGAGCAAAUAGCACUGGUGUCUUUUUUCUUUUUAAUUUUCACCAGGAAAUCAGCAUGGAUUGGAAUAAAUUUGAAACAAUGCUAAAAUCAAAUAAAUCAGGGUGUUUCUCAAAGAUCUAUUGAAUGAUUGUUAAAAAAAUAAGAACACAGUUAACAAUUGCAUGCUGAAAUAAAAUAAAUAUAUAAAUAGUGACAUCCAAGAGAGCUGUGGCAAUUUCUGUUUCAAAAGGGCUCCAAUUUCUCAGUUGCUGUGAUCUAUAAAGAAAACUAUUUUAAAAUGGCAACUCAAUGGUACUAGACUUUAUCAAAAAGUAAAAUGACCAGUAAAUCAAGAGAGGGAAAAUGCUGGAUUUGUCUGGAAUUAAUUUGAUUUCUACCAUAUGUGCUGGCAGUGUAAAAAAGCAAAGUCAUAUUGGUAAAUGGUGAUGGGAAUGCUUAGAGAAGUAUUUCAGAGACAAAUAGAAGCAGAUCCACUGCUGUACACAAGAACACAGAGUGUUGUGGAAUAUUAAAUACAAGUUUUACUUAUAGUGAUCAUUGAAAGGACAGUAUACUUAUACCAGAUCCCAACUAUAGUAGUGGGGUUUCUGCUGGCUGAGCCAACCUGAGCCUGGUAGAUGGGAAACAAGCCUUUAAAAUAUGGUUCAAGUAACACCACCCUUUUUUCUGGCUUAACACACUGGGUUAAAUGGCUGCUCUGUACAGAUUUAGGAGUGCAGCAGCCGUAAUCCUUACUUCAGAAGUCCAUGCUUGCUCAUUCCUGCUAAGCCAUGGUUUGGCUUAACGUUAGACGUGAACUGCGCCAGUGUGCAGGACUAAUGUAGAACAGUACCACACAUGCUGUGUGCUAAGAAAGGAAACAAUGAUGAAGUGGUAGACUACUUGUCCUAUUGUCUGCCAUCCGAAGAUAAUGUAAUUAGUCGGUAGGGUGUCAGGGUAAGUACCAGCAGCUGCCUCUUUCCAUGGCUGUAGUAAAGGUGUGCCUCAAAAGGGCAAGUAACCUUUUUGAUCAGAAGAAGUCAUGGCUUGUUGUUAAAAUACUUUGCACACUAUCCCAUGGCCCUUUGUGGAUCAUAGCAAGCCUUCAGCAAGGCCAAGUGUGACGGUUUCCUAGCAAGCAGAAGAUCUAUUAGAGAACAACUCUAAAAUAACUGGUGCCCUUUUCUUUUUUACUGGCAAUUUAUGGUUUUAACAAAAAUCUUACUAAAUGUCACUCAGUUUAAUACCUUUUAUUUUUUAUUUCAGGAAGAGCAUGCACUCAGCUGCAGCUUCUCAACCCUGAACGAUUUGCACGGCUCAUCAAAGAAGUUACGAAUUCUUUAUGGCCUGGUAAAGACAUUGUGGUACAAUGGUUUCCACUUUCUGAAGAUAAAAAGCACCCAUCUGUUUUGUGGCUUAAAAUGGUAUGGAAGAACCUGUAUAUACAUUUCUCUGAAGAUUUGUCAAUGUUUGAUGACAUGCCACUUAUCCCAAAAACAGUACUAGAUGGGGAUGAAGAAGUCAUGGAACUUAUUAGAUUAAGGACUCCAUCACCAAUUAUUCUAGAAGAUGGAUCUGAAACUCAGCUUCCAGAAUUUUUACCCGUCAUCAUUGAACAACUUGGUGGGAUUGUGCUUAAGAAACUAGACUCAUCUAUACAACAUCCACUUUUAAAAAAAUAUAUACAUGCCCCAUUGCCAAGUGUAGUUUUGCAAAUAGUGGAAAAACUUUCCAUACAGAAAUUGACCAAUAAGGUUGCAUCAUUCCCUGUAUCAUACAAAAAUGCCCUUAGAAACUUCCUUGCUAGUUUAACUGAUACUACGGAAAAAGAAAAAUUAAUAAUUAAUGAGCUAAUCAUAUUUAGGAGAAUUAAACAAUCACUUGAUGAAGAAAUUACUUUUACUGCAUUGAAAGGCUGUAAGGUACUGCAUCACACUGCCAAACUUCCACCUGAUAUAAAACUCUCUGUUUCACUAGUUGACAGCAGUGACGAAGCUACCAUUCGUUUAGUAAACAUACUAAAAGCAGACCAGCUAAAGAGCACAGAUUGCAUGAAGUUUAUUUUAAAAGAUAUUCAGAGUGACUUUUAUUGUAACGAUGAAGCAACAAAAGUUAUGCUAUGGAUUCUGGAAAAUCUAACUUUCCUAAAAAAUGAAAAUGCAGAAGUGCUGGAUUGGCUGAUGCCACUGAAAUUCAUUCAAAUUUCUGAAGGAAAAAUGGUGUCAGCUAGUGAACUUUUUGAUCCCGACGUAGAAGUACUACAAAAUAUGUUCUAUGGGGAGGAGGAACAUUGCUUUCCCCCUAAUGUUUUUAAAACAUCUGCUGAUACUCUUCAUUCUUUGAGAUUAAUAGGCCUAAAAAGUGAAAGCAACUUGGAAGAGAAAGACAUUUUGAGCAUAGCUCAAAAAAUUGAAAGCUUGAAGGACUGUGCUAGUACAAAUCAAGAUGCACUUAGAAGGAAAGCCAGAACUUUGUUAACGAUUUUGAACAAAAAUUAUCCAUUACUUCAUACACCUGAAACAAAAGCAAUGUUGAAAAAAAUCAAAUGGAUUCCAGCAUGCAAGGAAAGACCUCCAAAUUACCCAAGUUCCUUAAUUUGGAAAGGUGAUCAUUGCAAUUUGUGCUCUCCACCUGAAAUGUGUGACUUAUCUCAGGCCACCUUAGUAGGUUCCUCUGUUCCUCUUGUGGAAGGUGUCCGACCAAAUGUUGAAAAAGCACUGGGGAUCUCAAUCAAACCUAACAUAAAAUCAGUGUUAAAACAUUUCAAAGUAGUUGUAGACUGGCACAGUUCUAAAAAAUUUAGUGAUGAAGAUUAUUAUCAAUUUCAGCACAUUUUGCUUGAGAUUUAUGGCUUCAUGAAUGAUCACUUAGAUGAAGGAAAAGAAUCAUUUAAAGCCUUGAAAUUUCCCUGGGUCUGGACUGGUAAAACCUUUUGUUCGUUUUCUCAAGCAGUGAUAAAGUCAGCACAUGAUCUUGAUCUUCAGCCGUAUCUACAUAAUGUGCCAAAAACAAUGGCUAAAUUCCACCAGUUGUUCAAAUGCUGUGGGUCAAUUGAGCAGCUGACACCAGACCAUGUUUCCAUGGUCAUUCAGAAAAUAUACCUCAAAAGUGAACAAUCUCUUACAGAAGAAGAGAGCAAGCAAAAUCUUUCUAUUAUGUUGAAUAUUAUAAGGUGGCUGUACAGCUGUCAAAUUCCAGCUAGUUUAAAUACACCUGUUCCUGUAUAUUGUAGCAAAAAACCUUACAGGCUUACAAUGAAACCAAUCCAUGAAUGCUGCUACUGUGAUAUCAAGGUUGAAGACUUAAAUGAUUUGCUAGAUGAUGCGGUUGAGCCAAUAAUUUUGGUUCAUGAAGAUAUACCCAUGAAAACUGCAGAAUGGUUGAAUGUGCCAUGUCUUAGUACCAGGUUGAUAAAUCCAGAAAACAUGGGAUUUGAGCAGUCGGGUCAAAGGGAACCUCUCACUGUAAGAAUUAAAAACAUUUUGGAAGAAUACCCUUCUGUAUCCGAUAUCUUCAAAGAGCUGCUCCAAAAUGCAGAUGAUGCUAAUGCAACAGAGUGCAAUUUUUUGAUUGACAUGAGGAGAAAUAAUGACAUAAGAGAAAAUCUUUUGGAUCCAGGAAUGGCAGCUUGUCAUGGGCCAGCUCUCUGGUCUUUCAACAAUUCUGAAUUUUCUGACUCUGACUUUCUAAAUAUAACUCGAUUGGGUGAGUCUCUUAAAAGAGCAGAAGUUGACAAAGUUGGAAAAUUUGGCUUGGGGUUUAAUUCUGUGUACCAUAUCACGGAUAUUCCGAUCAUCAUGAGCAGAGAGUUUAUGAUUAUGUUUGAUCCCAACAUCAAUCAUCUCAGUAAACAUAUAAGGGACAAGUCUAAUCCUGGGAUCAAGAUUAAUUGGAGUAAGCAACAGAAAAGACUUAGAAAGUUUCCUAAUCAGUUCAAGCCAUUUAUUGGUGUGUUUGGUUGUCAGCUCCCGUUGACGGUGGAGGCUCCUUACAGUUACAAAGGGACACUCUUCAGGCUUUCUUUUAGAACACAACAGGAGGCUAAAGUGAGUGAAGUCAGCAGUACUUGCUACAAUACUGCAGACAUCUAUUCUCUCGUGGAUGAGUUUAGCAUUUGUGGACAUAGACUGAUAAUUUUUACUCAGUGUGUAAACUCCAUGGUUUUGAAGUAUUUGAAGUCCGAGGAAACCAACCCUGGUGUAGCUCAAGAGACUGUGACUAUUAAAAAAAAUCUGUGUUUGUCCAAAGCAAUAACUUCCCCUGUUACAAGUGUUCUCAAGGAAGCUGCCAAACUCAUGAAAACUUGCAACAGUAGCACAAAAAAGCUUCCUACUGAAUCACCCAAGUCAUCGUGCAUAUUACAGAUAACAGUGGAAGAAUUUCAUCAUGUGUUCAGGCGGAUUGCUGACUUGCAUUCUCCAGUUUUUAGAGGCCCAGAAGAUGACACAGUUUCUUUCUUUGAAAUGGCUAAAUCUGGACAGACAAAAAGGCCUGCUGAUGAACUGCCACAAAAAACAGUAGACUCUACAACAUGGCUUAUAUGUUCUUGCAUGGAUACUGGGGAGGCCUUAAAAUUCUCAUUACAGGAAAGUGGAAGAAGGCUAGGACUUGUCCCAUGUGGAUCAGUUGGGGUUAUGCUAUCUGAAGCACAGGAUCACAAAUGGACUGUGAAACCCAAUUGUAGCAACUUAGGAGAAGUGUUCUGCUAUUUACCUCUUCGAAUCAAAACAGGUCUGCCUGUUCACAUUAAUGGCUCUUUUGCUGUUACAUCAAACAGAAAAGAGAUAUGGAAAACUGACACAAAAGGAAGGUGGAACACAGUAUUUAUGCGGCAUGUUAUAGUAAAAGCUUACUUAGAAGCUCUUGUGGUUCUACGCAACAUGGUAGUUUGUGGGGAGCUAAAUGACUACAAUUACUAUGCAGUAUGGCCUGAUCCUGACUUAGUGCAUGAUGAUUUUUCGGUCAUAUGUCAGGGGUUUUAUGAAGAAAUAGCUCACACAAAAGGCAAAGAAGGGAUCAGAGUGUUCUCUGAUGGUUCAUCUUGGGUGUCUAUGAAGAAUGUGAGAUUCUUAGAUGAUUCACUCUUGAAACGUCCAGACAUAGGACCUGCAGCUUUUAAUAUUUUUCUAAAGUACCUUAAAAAAACUGGCUCAAAAAAUCUCUGUGCUGUAGACCUUCCAUCUUGGGUCAAAGCAGGCUUUGAAGAAGCAGGGUGUAAACAGGUGUUACUAGAUAAUACUUUUUCAGAGAGGCAAUUCUUUUCUGAAGUCUUUUUCCCAAAUAUCCAAGAGAUUGAGGCAGAGCUUCGUGAUCCUUUAAUGCACUAUGUUCUGAGUGAAAAGGUUAGCGAGUUCUCAGAAAUUCUCUGUGUUACACCGUGUAUUCCCUGUUCUUUGACUGAGCACCCUCUGGUGGAACCUUCAAGACUGAUCCAUCCUGAAGGUCGGGUUGCAAAGUUGUACGAUAAAGAAGAUGGAAGAUUUCCCUAUGGCACCAGUCAAGAUUACCUUAAUCCCGUGAUUUUGGUCAAAUUAGUUCAGCUAGGUAUGGCUAAAGACGAUAUUUGUUGGGAAGACUUGGUUGAACGUGCCGAAUCUGUAGCAGAAAUCAACAAGACUGAUCAUGCUUCAGCUUGUCUCAGAAGCAGUAUUCUGUUAAGUCUCAUAGAUGAAAAAAUUAAAUGCAGAGAUCCUAGAGCUAAAGAAUUUGCUGCAAAGUUCCAAACAAUACCAUUUCUGCCAUUUCUCACAAAACCAGCAGGCUUCUCUUUGCACUGGAAGGGUACUGAUUUUGGCCCUGAGACAAUGUUUUCAGCGAUGGACCUUUUCACUGCUGAUUAUCAAGAUAUAGUUUGUCUGUUAAAACCAAUCCUGAAUGAAAAUUCCCAUUCCUUUAAAGGUUGUGGGAACAUUUCUCUGGCAGUCAAAGAUUUUUUAGGCUUGCUUAAGAAACCAACUGUUACUAUGGUUAUAAACCAGCUGAAAGAAGUUGCAAAGUCCUUUGAUGGAAUUACCUUGUACCAAGAAAACAUCACCAAUGCUUGCUAUAAAUAUCUCCAUGAUGCCCUGCUACAAAAUGGAGCAACAAAAGCAAUCAUAAUUGAAGAGCUGAAAAACUGCAGUUUCAUUCUUGUUGAAAAUGGCUAUGUUGACCCCACAAAGGUGUCUUUUCAUCUUAACUUUGAGGCAGCGCCAUAUCUCCAUCAACUGGCUAAUAAAUACAGAAACAGCUUUCGUGAGCUAUUUGAAAGCGUAGGCGUGCGUCAUGCUUUUACAGUAGAAGAUUUUGCUCUGGUUCUUGAGUUAAUUAAUGAGGAAAGAGGAACUAAACCACUGACUGAAGAAAAUUUCCAGCUUUCUAGAAGAAUCAUCAGUGAAGGAAUAUGGGGCCUCAUUAGAGAAAAGAAGCAAGAAUUUUGUGAAAAACAGUAUGGCGAGAUAUUGUUACCGGAUACUCAUCUUGCCCUUCUACAUGCUAAUACUUUGUGUUACAAUGACUGCCCUUGGAUCAAAGUGAAAGAUACAACUGUAAAGUACUGUCAUGCCGACAUCCCUAGAGAAGUAGCAGUAAAGCUUGGAGCAGUACCCAAGCGACAUAAAGCCUUAGAAAGGUAUGCAUCAAACAUUUGUUUUACUACCCUUGGGACUGAAUUUGGGCAGAAAGAAAAACUGACAAGCAGAAUUAAAAGUAUUCUUAAUGCAUAUCCAUCAGAAAAAGAAAUGCUGAAAGAGCUCCUUCAGAAUGCGGAUGAUGCAAAAGCUACAGAAGUUUGCUUUGUGUUUGAUCCUAGACAACAUCCAGUUGAUAGAAUAUUUGAUGAAAAAUGGUCUCCACUUCAAGGGCCUGCACUGUGCGUCUUCAACAAUCAGCCUUUUACUGAAGAUGACAUUAGAGGAAUUCAGAAUCUUGGAAAAGGCACUAAAGAAGGCAAUCCAUGUAAAACUGGCCAGUAUGGUAUAGGCUUCAAUUCCGUGUAUCACAUAACUGACUGUCCUUCUUUCAUUUCUGGUAAUGAUAUUCUUUGUAUCUUUGAUCCUCAUGCCAGAUAUGCACCAGGUGCAACAUCAAUUAGUCCAGGACGCAUGUUCAGGGACCUGGAUGCUGAUUUCAGAACACAGUUCUCAGAUGUCUUGGAUCUCUAUUUAGGAGAUCACUUUAAACUAGAAAACUGCACAAUGUUUAGAUUUCCACUUCGCAAUACAGAAAUGGCAAAAACGUCCGAAAUCUCCCCAGUGCCAUGCUCAGACAGAAUGGUGCAAAAUCUUCUAGAUAAGCUGCGUACAGAUGGAGCAGAACUCUUGAUGUUUUUGAACCACAUGGAAAAAAUUUCUAUUUGUGAAAUAGAGAAAACAACAGGAGCACUUAAUGUGUUAUAUUCUGUAACAGGAAAAGUAACUGAUGGCGAUAGACUGAAACGAAAGCAAUUCCAUGCUUCUGUAAUUGACAGUGUCACUAAGAAGAAAGAGCUUAGCAAGAUACCUGUGCAACAAAUCACUUACACUAUGGAUACUGAAGACUCUGAAGGUAACCUCACAGCCUGGUUAAUUUGCAACAGGUCAGGUUUUUCCAACAUUGAAAAGGUAUCCAAGAGUGUUGUAUCAGCUCAUAAGAAUGAGGACAUUACUCUCUUCCCCCGAGGGGGAGUUGCUGCAUGUAUUACUCACAACUACAAAAAACCUCAUAGGGCAUUUUGUUUCUUACCCCUGUCCUUAGAAACUGGGUUACCAUUUCAUGUGAAUGGACACUUUGCCCUGGAUUCUGCCAGGCGAAAUCUGUGGCGUGAUGAUAACGGAGUUGGAGUACGAAGUGACUGGAAUAAUAGUUUAAUGACAGCAUUGAUUGCACCGGCCUAUGUAGAACUUUUGAUUCAGCUGAAAAAACGUUACUUUCAAGGUACCGAUCCAACAGUGUCUGUGCUACACAACACAUCUAUGCAUACAGUGAAAGACACUUUGAAAAAGUUUCUGUCCUUCUUCCCCGUUAACAGACUUGACCUGCAGCCUGAUUGGUAUUGCUUAGUGAAAGCAGUUUACAGCUGCAUUCAUGAGGAAUCCAAACGUCUCCUACCUGUUGUGCGAGCUCCAAAUGUCGAUGGCUCUGAUUUGCAUUCUGCAAUUAUCAUUACAUGGGUUAAUAUGUCUACCUCAAACAAAGCUAGGCCAUUCUUUGACAAUUUGUUACAAGAUGAGUUGCAACACCUCAAAAAUGUAGAGUACAACAUUACAACACGCAAAACAGUAGCAGAAAAUGUGUAUAGACUCAAACAUCUCCUCUUAGAAAUUGGCUUCAACUUGAUCUAUAGCUGUGAUGAAACUGCAAAUCUUUAUCACUGUCUUGUGGAUGCAGAUAUUCCAGUGAGCUAUGUGACUUCAGCUGAUGUCCGAUCAUUUUUGAUGACAUUUUCCUCUCCGGAUUCUAAUUGCCACAUUGGAAAGCUGCCUUGUCGACUUCAGCAGACAAAUUUAAAGCUUUUCCACAGUUUAAAACUUCUUGUUGACUACUGUUUUAAAGACACAGAAGAAAAUGAAAUCCUCAUUGAAGGAUUGCCUCUGCUCAUUACACUUGAUAGUGUACUGCAAAUUUUUGAUUCAAAGCGUCCAAAAUUCUUAACUACCUAUCAUGAACUGAUUCCGUCUCGUAAAGAUCUGUUUAUGAACACACUGUACUUGCGGUACAGCAAUAUUUUACUGAAAUGCAAUGUAGCAAAAGUCUUUGAUAUUACCAGCUUUGCUGAUUUGUUGCCUUCUGUCUUGCCAAGAGAAUACAAAACCAGAGGUUGUGUGAGAUGGAAGGAGAAUUUUGCAAGUGAAUCAUGGCUGAAGAACACGUGGCAUUUUAUUGGUGAAUCUGUAAAUGUGAAAGAUGACCAGGAAGAUGCAAAACCAACAUUUGAUGCUGUUGUUGAUACUUUGAAGGACUGGGCAUUGCUUCCAGGUACAAAAUUUACCGUAUCCUCUAAUCAGCUUGUUGUACCAGAUUGCGAUGUCCUGCUUCCGCUCAGUCUCAUGCAUAUAGCUCUGUUCCCAAAUUCUCAGACUGAUAAAGUUUUUCAUGCUUUGAUGAAAACUGGUUGUAUUCAACUUGCUUUGAACAAAAUUUGCUCCAAGGACAAUGCUCUAGUGCCCCUUUUGUCAGGACACACAGCAAAUAUAGACAACCCUUCAAGCAUUUUAAAAGCCAUACAUUACAUGGUUCAGACAUCAACAUUUAAGACUGAAAAAUUAGCCGAGAAUGAUUUUGAGGCCCUCCUGAUGUACUUCAACUGCAACCUAAGUCAUUUGACAUCUGAGGACGACAUUAAAAUUUUGAGGUUGCUUCCGUGCUACAAAUCUAUCAGUGGACGAUACAUCAGCAUUUCAAAAUGUGGAGCAUGUUAUGUACUCACAAGAACUAUCCCCUCUGUUGAAGUGGAUAGAUGGACACAGUCAUCUUCAGCUGCCUUUCUGGAAGAGAAAAUCCAUUUAAAAGACCUGUACACUGUACUUGGGUGUGUUCCAGUAGAUGACCUUGAAGUUUAUUUGAAGCAUCUUUUACCAAAGAUUGAAAGUCUGUCUUAUGAUGCAAAACUAGAACAUCUGAUUUACUUAAAGAACAGGCUCUCUAGCAUUGAAGAAUCUUUAGAAAUAAAGGAACAGCUGUUUGAGAAGCUAGAGAGCUUUUUGAUAAUUCAUGAUGCGUGCAAUAGAUUAAAACCUGCAAAACAUUUUUAUGAUAGGACCGUAAGAGUUUUUGAAGUUAUGCUUCCCGAAAAGCUGUUUAUACCCCAAGACUUCUUUAAGAAACUGGAGCAGCUCACAAAACCAAAAAACCGUGCUGCAUUCCUUGCAUCAUGGGUAGCAUUUCUCCGAAAUAUGGGACUAAAAUAUGUAAUUUCCCAGCAGCAGUUACUGCAGUUUGCUAAAGAGAUCAGUAUGAGAGCCAACACUGAAAACUGGACUAAGGAUACACUGCAGAAUACAGUGGAUGUCCUCCUUCAUCACAUAUUUCAAGAAAGAACUGAUUUGCUAUCUGGAAACUUCCUUAAAGAAUUGUCUUUAAUAGCAUUCUUGUGUCCAGAACGUGCUCCGGCAGAAAUUGUAAGAUUCCAUCCACAGUAUCAAGAGGUUAAUGGAACACUCCCUCUUAUAAAGUUCAGUGGAGCCCAAGUAAACCCAAAAUUCAAACAGAGUGAUGUUUUGCAGCUCCUUUGGACAUCGUGUCCUAUCCUUCCAGAAAAAGCUACGCCUUUAAGUAUCAAAGAACAAGAAGGAAGCAGUCUUGGUCCACAGGAACAACUUGAGCAGGUUUUGACUAUGCUUAAUGUGAACUUGGACCCACCUCUAGACAAAGUUAUAAAUAACUGCAGAAAUAUAUGUAAUAUAACAACUUUGGAUGAAGAUAUGGUAAAAACAAGGGUUAAAGUCCUAAGGAGCAUCUAUGAAUUUCUUAGUACAGACAAAAGAGAAUUCCGGUUUCAGCUUCGAGGGGUUGCUUUUGUGAUGGUUGAAGAAGGUUGGAAGCUGCUGAAGCCUGAGGAAGUCGUAAUAAAUCUUGAGUAUGAAUCUGACUUCAAACCUUACUUGUACAAACUUCCAUUAGAACUUGGCACCUUCCACCAACUAUUUAAACACCUAGGCACUGAAGAUGUUAUUUCAACAAAGCAGUAUGUUGAGGUUCUGAGUCGCAUCUUCAAGAACUCUGAAGGAAAACAGCUUGAUCCUAAUGAAAUGCGUACUGUUAAACGAGUUGUUUCUGGCCUGUUUAAAAGCCUUCAAAAUGAUUCUGUGAAGGUUAGAAAUGACCUUGAAAAUGUGCGAGAUCUGGCUCUUUAUCUUCCAAGCCAAGAUGGUAGAUUGGUAAAAUCAAGCAUCUUAGUUUUUGAUGAUGCCCCACAUUACAAAAGCAGAAUACAAGGAAACAUUGGUGUUCAAAUGCUUGUUGAUCUUAGCCAGUGUUACUUAGGAAAAGACCAUGGUUUUCACACCAAACUGAUAAUGCUGUUUCCUCAGAAGCUGCGACCCCGUCUCCUCAGCAGUAUCCUUGAGGAGCAGUUGGAUGAAGAGUCACCAAAAAUUUGUCAGUUUGGAGCACUUUGUUCUCUCCAAGGCAGGCUCCAGUUACUGCUGUCUUCUGAACAGUUCAUCACGGGACUAAUUAGAAUUAUGAAACACGAAAAUGACAAUGCAUUCUUAGCCAAUGAAGAGAAAGCCAUAAAACUUUGCAAAACCUUGAGAGAAGGCUUGAAAGUUUCUUGUUUUGAGAAGUUGCAAACAACACUGAGAGUUAAAGGUUUUGCUCCUAUUCCUCACAGCAGAAGUGAAACAUUCGCCUUUUUAAAGAGAUAUGGAAAUGCAGUAAUAUUGCUCUAUAUACAGCACUCAGAUAGCAAAGACAUCAAUUUCCUUCUAGCAUUAGCAAUGACCCUGAAAUCUGCAACUGAUAAUCUGAUUUCUGAUACAUCCUAUUUGAUUGCUAUGUUGGGUUGCAAUGAUAUUUAUAGAAUUAGUGAGAAGCUUGACAGUUUAGGUGUGAAGUAUGACUCUUCAGAACCAUCAAAGCUUGAACUACCUAUGCCUGGCACUCCUAUACCAACUGAAAUCCACUAUACUCUUCUUAUGGAUCCAAUGAAUGUUUUCUAUCCUGGUGAAUACGUUGGCUAUCUUGUUGAUGCUGAAGGUGGUGAUAUCUAUGGGUCGUACCAUCCAACCUAUACAUAUGCUAUCAUUGUGCAAGAAGUAGAAAGGGAAGAUGAUGAAAAUUCCAGUUUCCUGGGCAAGAUUUAUCAGAUUGACAUUGGAUACAGCGAGUACAAGAUAGUGAGCUCUCUUGAUUUGUACAAAUUCUCAAGGCCUGAUGAAAGUUCUCAGAGCAGGGGCAGUGCACCAUCUACUCCAACAAGUCCCACAGAAUUUCUACCGCAUGGACCAAGAACAAUUCCUCCUCAUUUUCCUGGAAGAGAGAGUCACAAAUCCUCCUCCUCCUCCUCCUCUUCAUCUAAACAUCAUUCUCCCAAAAAGGCUAAAGCAAAUUCUUUAUCAGAGAUUUUGAGGGAAGUUACAUCUGUGAUGGAACAAGCUUGGAAGCUUCCAGAAUCUGAAAGGAAAAAGAUCAUAAGAAGGCUGUAUCUUAAGUGGCAUCCAGACAAAAAUGCAGAGAACCUUGAUAUUGCCAAUGAAGUUUUCAAGCAUUUACAAAAUGAGAUCAACAGAUUAGAAAAGCAGGCUUUUAUUGACCAGAAUGCAGAUAGGGCAUCCAGAAGAACAUUUUCAUCAUCAGCUUCUCGAUUUCAAUCAGACAAAUUUUCAUUUCAAAGGUUUUAUACUUCAUGGAACCAGGAAGCAACAAGUCACAAAUCUGAAAGACAACAGUCUAAAGAGAAAUGUCCAUCUUCUACAGGUCCUUCAUAUUCCCAGCGGUUUUUUAUGCCACCUACAUUCAAGUCAGUUGGAAAUCCCGUUGAGGCCCGUAGGUGGUUACGGCAAGCUAGAGCAAACUUUUCAGCAGCAAGAAAUGACCUUCAUAAAAAUGCCAACGAAUGGGUUUGUUUUAAAUGUUACUUGUCUACCAAGCUUGCUUUGAUUGCUGCCGAUUAUGCCGUAAGGGGCAAGUCUGAUAAAGAUGUGAAACCCACUGCACUGGCACAAAAGAUUGAGGAAUAUAGCCAACAGCUUGAAGGCCUUACAAAUGAUGUCCACACACUGGAAGCAUAUGGAGUCGAUAGCUUAAAAACUCGCUAUCCAGACCUCCUUCCUUUUCCGCAGAUUCCAAAUGACAGGUUCACUUCUGAAGUUGCUAUGAGAGUGAUGGAGUGUACAGCAUGCAUUAUAAUAAAACUUGAAAAUUUUAUACAGCAAAAGGUAUGA
Molecule: messenger RNA, 36983 nt
Organism: Podarcis lilfordi (Lilford's wall lizard)
Lineage: Eukaryota; Metazoa; Chordata; Lepidosauria; Squamata; Lacertidae
Source: the annotation of a GenBank genome assembly